UCCAUCGGGCUGCUCGCGACGGUGCUGCCUGAGUCCGUCAUGCGGCUCUCGGUCGCGAUGCUGGCGUUCGUCGCGGCGUCCACGAUGGUGCUGCUGGAGCCCGACAUGCUGCUCGCGGUCGUGCUGCCGCAGCGUGUCGCGAUGCUCGCGAUGGCGUCGACGGAGCCCGUCGUGCUGCUGGCGGUCGCGUUGCCAGAGGCCGCCGUGCUGCUCGCGGCUUUGCUGCUGGAGUCCGUCAUGCUGCCCGCAGUCGUGCUGCUGCCGUCCGUCGUGCUGCUCACGAUGGUGUUGCUGGGGCCCGCCAUGCGGCUCGCGGUUGCGCUGCUGGGGUCCGUCGCGCUGCUCGCGGCGGUCCUCAUCGCCGAGGUCGCUCCGCGCGGCGACAGCGCCGCCGGCUGUCGCGAGGCCGGGCGGGGGGCCCAGAGGAGCUGCCGCGCGGGCGGGGGGCCCGGCCGCCCAGGCGAGGGCGGCCACCGCGCCGGCCAGAGCCCCGCGGAGGGCGCAGCAGAGGCGGCGUCGGCAGCAGCGCCAGCUGCACGCGCGGCGCUGCCGCGC
Prorocentrum cordatum is the source of this 555-nucleotide messenger RNA. The record is from the annotation of a GenBank genome assembly. NCBI's taxonomy places the organism in Eukaryota, Dinophyceae, Prorocentrales, Prorocentraceae.